Cyclopterus lumpus (lumpfish) is the source of this 1553-nucleotide messenger RNA. It is a transcript of the gene lyve1a, whose product is annotated as lymphatic vessel endothelial hyaluronic receptor 1a. The transcript is spliced from 6 exons. Gene Ontology annotation, cellular component: plasma membrane. The record is from RefSeq and is a predicted model, not a curated record. Gene Ontology annotation, molecular function: transmembrane signaling receptor activity; hyaluronic acid binding. Gene Ontology annotation, biological process: cell adhesion. NCBI's taxonomy places the organism in Eukaryota, Metazoa, Chordata, Actinopteri, Perciformes, Cyclopteridae. The coding region runs from base 88 to 915 and encodes 275 amino acids.
UUUAACCCUGUCAUUUGGCUCACAGGCACAUAAACCUCACUUGCCAUCGCUCUGCUUUCAUCCGACUUAACUCUGACCAGUCUUAAUAUGAUCUGGCUUUGCAUCACAUCGCUGUUGUCAAUUACUCCAGUCAUCUCUGAUCAAAAUAUUGAAACAAGCCGCAUCAGAGUUUUCCCAGCAGAAAACCAAAGUAUUGCUGGAGUUUUCCAGGUUAGUGGCUUAAAUGGCCUCAACCAGUCUCAGUACACCUUCAAUGCCUCUGAUGCUCGGAGGCUCUGCUCAUCUCUCGGAGUGAACAUUGCCUCAAAAGCACAAGUACGGGAAGCUCUCACUCGAGGUUUAGAAACGUGCAGGUUUGGAUGGAUUGAUGAACAUUUUGCAGUAAUCCCCCGCAUCAAGGCCCUUUCUAAUUGUGGCCAAAACCGUAAAGGCUUGGUGACAUGGCGAGCGCCUGUUACACGAAAAUUUGAUGUGUUUUGCUUCAAUGAAUCAGAUGCUGCGACACAAUUGAAGGAUGCAACAACUGAGAGCCUUUUGAACAGGAGGGAUUACUCUAAAGCAGCAAGUCCCACCCGGACCACACACGUGUCUUCCUCCUCCUCUCGUCCUUCUUCCUCCUCAACUUCUAAAACCAUUGACAGUGAGGCACAACCAGCCCGGUUUGUUGGCCGUGCACAAAGCUCUGCUGGAGUGAAGGCGAUACUCAUCACCUCAAUGUGUGCCCUUCUCCUUACUGCAAUAAUCCUCCUUGCAUACGUAAAAAUGAGGAGGAGUCGUGCUCUGAGCUCUGACGUGAAGCAGCAGCAAGAACACAUCCAGACAGAAGAAUGGAUAUGUGUGAAGGACAUAAAGGAAACCAAUGAAACUGCUCUGGAAGAUGAGAGGAUAGAAGUGGAUGAUGACAAUGCAAGAUAAACAACGUUCUGAUGUGAUUACAUGGACUACUGAAUAAUAUUAUUUUUUAAAGACGAACACGGCAAUUGUUUUGUUUGAAAGAAAUGUAACAGAAUGGCCAUGAAGAGCUUUUAUUUUGUGAGUGCGUGUUAGUAUUUACAUUCAUGUGAUGUUAUUACAUGUUGCAGUUUAGCCAUUAGAUGGCAAUGUUUGCAUUCCAAUAAUCAUUGUGAAGACUGAAGACCUUUUAUUCUUUUGCCAUACAGUAUACUGCUUCAGAUGAUGAGCAUUGAUGUAAAUGCAACAUUUCUACAACAAUUUAAAACAUUUCUUAAAAAGUAAUUUGUCGUUAUGAACUUGUGUGUUUCCCUAAGCUUAAAUAUAUAUCGAUAUCUUUCCAAACCUCUUUAAAACAUGCCACAGUAUUUAAGGGAGAGACAGAGGAAAUGUACCAGACAUAGUUUGUUAUCAGAGUCGUCUCUCACAUUGUGUUACGCUCUCUCAACCAUAAGUGUUCUUGUGUCUGAUGUACAGUAUAUACAGUAACUGUUUCUAACUGUUUCUAUGACAUACCCCCAUUCACAAAAUGGAGUGUAAGGUACAGUUGUUUAUACAUUGUGGAUUUGUGUAAUCACAAGCGAUUAAAUGUGUCUCCCACA